GGUGAGUGCCAGAACGGUGGCUCUGAGUGCCUGGGUAACAUGCUGGUGUCAUGCGUCGCUCGGUACAUGAGGAAUCAAAGUGCCGUCCUAUCCUUUGCCUCCUGCCUCACGAAGGACACGGCGCUGCUGAAGGGGGAGAAUGCGACGCCCGUGCUGAAGAAGGCGCUGAAGUGUAUGGAAGACCAACCCAAAGUCUGGAACAAAGUGGCGGCUUGCGUGAGUACUGAAGAGGGUUCGAACCUCCUUAUGGCCGCUUGGAACCGACAGAAGGAGAUCGGAGUCGUAGACAAUGGGAAUCCGAUCGUGGCCUUCAAUGGGGAAGUGGUCAUUUCAAAUGUCGAAGAUCUAGACAAGUUUAAGGAAUACGUUUGCCUCCGCCUCGAGAACAACAAGAAAGUUCAGAGGGCGUGCAGGUACCUCCUCCAAGACACGAAUGUAGUGACCUAAGAGUCAGAUUUGACCUGACCUGAGUUGGACUUACCUCGUAUAACUUACUUCUCUAACCUUAAUUGAGUGAAUGUGAUUUCAAAAGAUUGUUUACACUUAACAAUGUUUCUGUUUUCUUACCUUAAACGUAUAAAGAAAUUUUAAUACAUAUUUUUUUAAAGUGUCUUUUCGUAAUUUGCCAUAAGAAAUUAUCUAUAAUCAUACAAUUUGUUUUACAUAGUUUGAAUCUUUAAAAAAAAUAACACAUUAUCUUUUGUAACUUAUGUCUAUAUUAUUUGAUUGAAUGUUAGUUUUAAUAAUAAAUUUGUUGUUGCAUC
Messenger RNA from Penaeus indicus, 764 nucleotides. RefSeq lists its product as uncharacterized. The record is from RefSeq and is a predicted model, not a curated record. Bases 40 to 447 code for a protein of 135 amino acids. Gene Ontology annotation, molecular function: oxidoreductase activity, acting on a sulfur group of donors, disulfide as acceptor. The transcript is spliced from 3 exons. Lineage: Eukaryota; Metazoa; Arthropoda; Malacostraca; Decapoda; Penaeidae.